This is a messenger RNA of Betta splendens (Siamese fighting fish), 1957 nucleotides long. RefSeq lists its product as uncharacterized. Bases 1 to 1365 code for a protein of 454 amino acids. The transcript is spliced from 3 exons. The record is from RefSeq and is a predicted model, not a curated record. Lineage: Eukaryota; Metazoa; Chordata; Actinopteri; Anabantiformes; Osphronemidae.
AUGCCCGACAAGAAGGUCCCAACAUCGACCGUUCCAGCCCCCGUUCCUGUCGGCCCCGUAGAGGUCGUCCUAGCCCCCGUCCCUGUCGGCCCCGUAGAGGUCGUCCUAGCCCCCGUCUCUGUCGGCCCCGUAGAGGUCGUCCUAGCCCCCAUCCCUGUCAGCCUCGGAGUAGCAGUUCCCGCCGACCUCCAGGAGGAGGCCGCGCCAGCUGGAGUUGCUGCCGCGGUUCACGCCGACCUCCAGGAGGAGGUCGCGCCGGCUGGAGUUGCUGCCGCGGUUCACGCCGACCUCCAGGAGGAGGUCGCGCCCGCUGCAGCUCCUGCGGGCCUCCAGGAGGGGGUCGCUCCUGCAGCAGCGCCUGCCGCAGCACCUGCUGCAGUCCCUGCCGGCCUCCCGGAGGGGGUCGGUCCAGCUCUGUCUCCUGCCGGCCUCCCGGAGGGGGUCGGUCCAGCUCUGUCUCCUGCCGCCCUCCCGGAGGAGGUCGGUCCAGCUCUGUCUCCUGCCGCCCUCCCGGAGGAGGUGGUCGGGUGGUCCUGGUCCCUGUGUUUUUUGGGCCAAUGUGUGCAGGUGCAGUUCCUGGUGGCCCGGUCCCGGCCACGCCCGUCUCCGCUCCUGGUGGUCUGGCGCCUACAGAACCUGCAUCGGUUCCUGGCGGCUCGGCCCCGGCCGCACCUGCAUCGGUUCCUGGCGGCUCGGCCCCGGCCGCACCUGCUUCGGGUCCAGGAUGAAGCCUUUAGUUGCAUUUUUUAUUUUGUGCAUUGUUGUAAAUGUGUAAAAAACAAAAGUAUUUUUGCGUCGGUUCCUGGUGGUCCGGCGCUGACCGCUUCGGUUCCUGGUGGUCCGGCGCUGACCGCUUCGGUUCCUGGUGGUCCGGCGCUGACCACGUCUCCACGCCUGUUCUGCUCCUUGGUGCCGGCAUUCCGCCGGCUGGUACCUUGUCGGCCUGAUGGGUGGCCUCGCCUUUGGCGCAUCCUGUGGCGAGGAUGGCGCUGCCUCCUGCGUCGUCGGCCACCUCGGCUGUCUAGUUCCGGGGGUGACUCCCUGCCCGGGGGUCGCCGUUUCCUGCGGUGGCGAUGGCGUUGCUUCUGCCGUGGCCGACCGCCGCGCCCCCUUGGCCUCCUGGAAGGGACAGUUUGGACCAUUGUGGGGUUUUGUUUUGUCCCUCCUCCUGAUGUCCUCCCUCCGCCCACCCUGCUUCGACGUCCGGCCGAGGGGGGGGAUUCGGGCCCUCCUCCUGCGAACUCCCUCCACCCGCCCUGGGCGGGGGGGCUCGUUGGCGUGGUGGAAGACGCCAUAGGGGGGGGGGUACUGUCAUGUUUCACGCCAUGUCUUGUUGUCACGCCACGUCCUGUUUUAUUUUGUUAAACUUCCUGUUUCAGUCAGCUGUUCACUUACCGGUUCCCAGUAUCCACACCUGUCUGUAAUCAAGUAAUCACCUACCAGUAUAUAGCAUCCACCUCGCACAGACUCAAGCUGCCAGAUUGUUAAGUCCCGAACUUCCUUCCAGCGAUUCAUGUAUAGCCUCUUGUGUUUUUGACCCUGAUUGCCUUGACCAUUGUUUCCUGCCUGAAUCUUGUCUGUACCGUCGCCUGCGAAAGAACCGUGACUGGACAACUGACCGUGAGUUUGCUUAACCCUUGCCUGUACCUUCACCGAGACCUCCUGUGUAACGUACCUUGCCUGUUUACUGGACUUGAGACUGCCUGCUCCCUUUUGUACUUCCCUACCAAGCGUUGUGUAUGACCUGGACCGUCUGACUCUGUUUUCUAAAAUAAAACCUGUGUUAAUCGUCACCUUGCCUCUGCGCUGUGCAUGUGGGUCCGCCGCCUGCCCCAAGCCUGACACUUUCUGCAGAAGAACCAGCGGGUGAAUUCGGCCACCACCUCUCUCAUGAUUAUUCUGUGAUUGUACUAUUUCAUUCUAUGUAAUAAAUUCAUGUGUUAAUUUGAGCAUAAAA